Molecule: messenger RNA, 6223 nt
Organism: Melanotaenia boesemani (Boeseman's rainbowfish)
Lineage: Eukaryota; Metazoa; Chordata; Actinopteri; Atheriniformes; Melanotaeniidae
Gene: hdlbpb
Product: high density lipoprotein binding protein b
Exons: 28
Coding region: 190-3996 (1268 amino acids)
Cellular component (GO): nucleus; cytoplasm
Molecular function (GO): mRNA binding
Source: RefSeq, a predicted model, not a curated record
GGAAAUGCUCCUAGACCAAUCAUAUCUGUGUUUACACCAUCACCUGUGAAACACACACCCUCCGCUAUAUUUCUCUCUGAAAGGAGCUGAAACACAGACUCACACUGAAGCGUCUACGGUAGCCGCUAACUGGACGGACUCUCUGGCUAUUGACCUUUUGCAGUGGAAUAGUGGAAUAAGUCUUAAACCAUGAGCUCAGUGGCAGUGUUGACCCCGGAGAGCUUUGCGGAGCAUCGCAGUGGUCUCAAGGACCAAGAGAUUUCAGGCUGCGUCCCAGAGGAUGAGGCCUACAUCCCCACCUACCUGGAGGCCUUCCCUCCGCUGCCGGAAAAGGGGGCACCAGGGGAAAGGACUGGGGAGCCGGCUUCGGCAUGGGGGAGCAAGAUCAGGCCCAUCAAAGCGUCUGUUAUCACCCAGGUGUUCCAUGUUCCCCUGGAGGAACGCCGCUACAAGGACAACAGCCAAUUUGGGGAGGGUGAGGAAGCCAAAGUGUGCCUGGACAUCAUGCAGCGAACGGGAGCGCACAUUGAGCUAUCCCUGGCUAAGGACCAGGGCCUCUCCAUCAUGGUUACUGGCAAACUGGACUCUGUCAUGAAGGCUCGCAAGGAAAUUGUAGCUCGCCUGCAGACACAGGCAUCAGCUACAGUCGCCAUCCCCAAGGAGCACCACCGUUUUGUUAUUGGUAAGAACGGCGAGAAGCUGCAAGAGCUGGAGCUGAAGACGGCCACCAAGAUCGCUAUUCCACGUCCCGACGACCCCAGCGCCAACAUCCGCAUCACUGGCACCAAGGAGGGCAUCGAGAAGGCUCGCCACGAAAUUCUUCUGAUCUCAGCUGAGCAGGACAAGCGUGCGGUGGAGCGUCUGUCCCUGGAGAAGGCCUUCCACCCUUUCAUUGCUGGUGCCCAUAACAGGCUGGUGCAGGAACUUAGCCAGGAGACGGGCGCUCGCAUCAGCAUCCCGCCGCCCAGCCUUCCAAAGGAUGAGAUUGUCAUCACUGGGGAGAAGGAGGCUGUUGCUCUCGCUAUCAGCCGGAUCCGAGCCAUCUACGAUGAUAAGAAGAGGAAGACCACGACCAUCUCGGUGGAGGUGAAGAAAUCUCAGCAUAAGUACAUCAUAGGUCCAAAGGGCAACACCCUGCAGGAGAUUCUGGAGGCCACUGGGGUGUCGGUGGAGAUGCCCCCGCUAGACUCCAGCUCAGAAACCAUCAUCCUGAGAGGGGAGCCUGACAAACUGGGGCCAGCACUCACACAAGUUUAUGCCAAGGCUAAGAGUGUGAUGGUGGUUGAGGUGAGUGCUCCAGCUUGGCUACAUCGUUUCAUCAUUGGCAAGAAAGGACAGAACAUAGGACGGAUAACACAGCAGCUACCACGGGUUCAUAUAGAGUUUACAGACGGUGAGGAGCGCAUCAGUCUGGAGGGGCCAACAGAGGAGGUGGAGCAGGCUCAGGCCCAGAUACAAGAAAUUAUUAAAGACCUGCUGGUGAGGAUGGACUACACCGAAGUCAUCAUAGAUCAGCGUUUCCACAGACACCUUAUUGGAAAGAAUGGAGCCAACAUCAAUCGGAUCAAGGAGCAGUACAAAGUGUCAGUCAGGAUCCCUCAGGACUCGGAGAGAAGCAGCCUGGUCCGGAUCGAAGGAGAUCCUAAAGGAGUGCAGCUGGCACGCAGAGAGCUUAUCGACAUGGUCCAGAGAAUGGAAAAUGAACGCACCAAAGACUUGAUCGUAGAGCAGAAGUUCCAUCGGACAAUCAUUGGCCAGAAGGGAGAAAAGAUAAAGGAAGUGCGGGACAAAUUUCCUGAGGUCAUCAUCAAUUUUCCCGACCCGUCGCAGAAGAGCGACAUCGUCCAGCUGAGAGGGCCGAAAAACGAGGUGGAAAAAUGUGCCAAGUUCCUGCAAAAAAUCAUUGCAGAACUGAUUGAGAAUAGUUUCUCGCUCUCCGUUCCCAUCUUUAAACAAUUUCAUAAGAACAUAAUUGGAAAGGGCGGCACAAACAUCAAAAAGAUCCGCGAGGAGACCAACACCAAGAUUGACCUGCCAACAGAGAACAGUAACUCUGAGACGAUCGUCAUCACAGGCAAGAAGAGCAACUGUGAGGCUGCUAGAGAUCGAAUCCUUGCAAUCCAGAGAGAACUGGCCAACAUUAAGGAGACAGAAGUCAUCAUACCAGCCAAGCUGCACAACUCUCUGAUCGGCUCCAAAGGCUGCCUCGUGCGCUCCAUCAUGGAAGACUGUGGUGGUGUGCACAUCCAUUUCCCCUCUGAGGGCUCUGGCUCAGACAAGGUCACCAUCAGAGGGCCUGCUGGUGAAGUGGAGAAAGCCAAGAAACAGCUGCUGCAGCUGGCCGAAGAGAAGCAAGUCAACAACUUCACUGCUGAGCUGCAGGCCAAACCAGAGUACCAUAAGUUCUUGAUCGGACGAGGCGGGGCCAACAUUCGCCGGGUGCGAGACAGGACAGGGGCCCGCAUCAUCUUCCCGUCACCUGAUGACACAGAGCAGGAGCUGAUCACCAUCGUAGGGAAGGAGGAAGCUGUUCGUCUGGCCCAGAAAGAACUGGAAAACCUGGUCAAAAACCUGGAUGAUGUGGUUGAGGACAGCAUGGAAGUAGACGUUCGCCAUCACCGUCACUUUGUAUGUCGGAGAGGUCAGGUGCUGCGGGAGCUGGCGGAGGAGUACGGCGGCGUUGCUGUGAGCUUCCCUCGUACCGGAGCCAACAGCCAGAAGGUCACUCUUAAGGGAGCGAAGGAUUGUGUUGAGGCGGCAAAGAAGCGUAUUCAUGAGAUUAUAGAGGACCUGGAGUCCCAGGUGAGCGUGGAGGUCGCCAUCCAACAGCGCUACCACCGCGCCAUUAUGGGGCCUAAAGGCUGCCGCAUCCAGCACAUCACCAGGGAACACGAGGUCCAAAUUAAGUUCCCUGAGAGAGAUGACAGCGCUGCAGGUCAGGAGGCUUCACUACAAGAGAAUGGUGAGAUCAGUCCAGAGGCAGAGUUUUUCCCCCGCAAGUGUGACAUUAUCACCAUCUCCGGACGUGCAGAGAAGUGUGAACUAGCAAAAGCAGCCCUGCUGGCGUUGGUGCCCAUAACAGAGGAUGUUGAAGUAUCAUAUGAGCUGCACCGCUACAUCAUUGGUCAGAAAGGCAGUGGAAUCAGGAAGAUGAUGGAAGAAUACGAGGUGAACAUCUGGGUGCCACAGCCUGAGAAACAACUGGAUGUGAUCAAGGUGACGGGCCUGGCAGCUAAUGUAGAGCGAGCCAAACAGGGUUUGCUGGAGAGGGUCAAAGAACUUCAGGCUGAGCAGGAAGACAGGGCCUUGCGCAGUUUUAAAGUCACCAUGUCUAUAGAUCCCAAGUUUCAUCCCAAGAUUAUUGGCCGCAAAGGGACGGUCAUCUCUCAGAUCAGAAAAGACCAUGAUGUAAGCAUUCAGUUCCCCGACAAAGGAGACGAGCAGCAGGAUCUGAUCGUGAUCUCAGGGUACGAGCGUAAUGUGGAAGAGGCACGUCAAGCCAUCCAGCAGCUGGUUGCUGAGUUGCAGGAGAUGGUGAGCCAAGAUGUUCAUCUAGACCCGAGAACCCACGCUCGCAUCAUUGGUGCCCGCGGCAAAGCCAUCCGCAAGCUGAUGGAGGAGUUCAAGGUGGACAUCCGGUUUCCUCAGCCAGGCUCUGACGAGCCCGACAAAGUGACAGUAACGGGUCUUCCUGAGACUGUCGACGCCGCCAUUGAUCACCUACUCAACCUGGAGGAAGAAUAUAUGCUCAGUGUGACAGAGACAGAGACCUUGGCUGCAUACAUGAAGCCUCCAUCCCGCUAUGGAGGGGUAGGAGGUGCAGGAGGAAUGGAUGAUAGUAGUGGAGGUCCAGCUAAAGGCUUUGUGGUGCGUGAUGCCCCCUGGAACGCAGCAGGGAACAAGGCCCCUGACAUGAGCAGUGCAGAAGACUUCCCCACGUUUGGGACAGGAGUGGCCCCGAAGCAAACAUCGGCCUGGGGUCCCAAGAAGUUCUGAAGUUGCUCGUGGAGAGAAAAAAAAAUUUUUUUUGUAAAGUAGAUGAUGAGACAAAACAAAUCUCAAAUUGCUGCUCGAUUUACUCUUCUUCCCUCUUGUCUUUUUAGUGGCUGCUUUGUCUGUUUUCCAUACUUUUUUCCCCACAACCAGCCACAGUGAAUUCUGGGGGAAUUAUCCCUCCUUUUUUUGUUAUCUGUCUCUCUUUCUGUAGUCUCUCUUACUCCGCCUUCUUCAGAGAGAAAAAAGAAAAAAGAAAAAAAACAGAACGUGGAGUGCUCUUAUAGUUUUGCUGUUCCGCUCUGCAAGUCUCGCUGAAACAUUUCAACAACUGUAAUCUUUUCUUUUUUACUCCUCAGACUGCCAAACUCUCCCCUCAAAUUCAGACACCUCACUGCAGUACAUAAGAAAUGUUUUAGUUCAGAGUCUGCUGAAUCAGGGUAGUAGAGCCAGAGAGCACCAAGGAAGCAUCCUCAUACAUCUAGAGCGAUAUGCUUUCAGGAGAUGGAGGGUGUUUAUCCCUUUGAAACAGCAUGGAGCUUUAAGCUAAAGAAAAAAAAAUAAAAGUGUUUUAUAAAAGCAGGAAAGGUUUGUAAACAAGAAGAUCCUUUAACUGGCUUUUACAAGGAGAUUUCUCGCUGGCUCACCUUUCCAGCCAGUCAUGGGGCUCAGCAGGUGAGGCAAGGAGCUGUGUGUACGUACGAACUGGUGGGUUCGAGAGGGUUUUCACUCACGAGUGUUUUGUAGAUCCCUUUUUAUUUCCAAGCUGGGAGCAAAAGCAGCUACUGUAGUGGACUUUGUUUUUUAUAUCAUAACUUGAAAGAUGUGGAAGUACUGUGAUGAAGGUUGUUUUAUUUAUUUAAAAAGGAGCCAUUUAAUUUGAACUACUGUGAUCAUCUGUUUUUAUAAAAAGCACUCACUGUAGCUUGCAACCUUGCGUUUGAGAGUGAAUGUUGCGUGUCAGGGUUUGGGAAUGUGUUAACAGUUGUGUAAGUGUACAAAGAACUUUUCGCUAUUUUUUUAAACUGUGUGAAACUUUUUUUUUUUUGUUGUUAAUUUCAGACAUAUUUGAAAGAUUGUGUGUGUGAGUGUGGAAGUUAAGAUGUACAUCUGAAUGAAGCUGAACCAAACUUUUUCAUUGUCUUUGUCCGUUUGUCUCUCUUCCCAAAGCUGUUCUCAGAGCUCUUGGAGGUUUUUUUUUUUUUUUUACCUCCUCAGCUCAUCGUUCAAACUUGCUGCUUAACAUUUGAUCUUCCCUCCCGACAAAGAAGCUCACCAUCUAGAGCUGUACUUUGGGUUUCUGCUGUCCAAGUGCGUCACAUAUUUUGUAGCAAAAAACCUUGGAUGCCCUUCGUUCCCUUUUCUGGUUCUGAGACUUAUGCCCCGUUGACCCAGAUUUCAACCAGUUUAACUAAAAUCUACUUUGUAUUUGAAGUAUUAAGGAGUAGAUGAAAAUUUAGGAAAAUGUGCUCAGUAGCACUGAGAAUAAUAAAAGAUCCUUCAGAGGAACAUCUUAUAUUUACAUUUAAAUAAAGUUUUUAAGCAGAAAGAAUGAACAUAUUCAAAUGGCACUAAAGUUAUGUCCUUGUCAAUGGUUCUAGUCUUAGAACUAAUUGUCCCCCAACUUUAGCUUCAAAAACCUAAAGACACGGUACUGAUCUUCUCAUCUAACUAAAAGAAAAUGUCUCAAUUGUUUCCAGCAAAUUAAUUUCAAGACAGGACCAGAGUAAACAACUCUGUUAGAAGACGUCAGAACAGCAACAACACAAAACAAAACUCAGGGUCCAACUUAAAAAUAAAAACCGGUGCAGAAACUACUUUGUAGGGUAGAAGACAGAUAAGUAACUGAAGCUGACUAUGCAACCCAACAGGACAUACAACAGAAAAUUUAUCUGUCAGUGGCACAUUAACAUGCUCAGCUACAGUCAUAGUAUUGUUAUGUUUGUGGGACAGUGAACAAAUUAUUUAUCUAGUCUUAGUAGUAGCUGAAAUCUAGGCUGAGGCUGUAUUUUCUAAAUGUGUGUGUGUUGAUAAAUGGCAAGACAGAGCUGCCCUGGAAGUGGCUGCUAUUUCUGUAUAAAGCUAUGAAAACUCCCACUAUUGGCCUUAAUGAGUUAUUAGUCUACAACAUUUUGGAUAAGUUGUGAUUGAGUGCAACACUGCAAUAACAUGUCAGUGACCAGACUUUUUCUUUUUUUCCUACUUUAAAUAAAAUCUGAAAGAAAGCAAC